AUGGCGCCUUCAAUCAAUGACGUGCCCGUUGGCCAGACCAUUUCUCCAUCAGCCUGUAAUGUCGGCAUCAAUGGAUUUGGUCGUAUAGGUCGCAAUGUUCUCCGCGCUGCUCUUGUCCGAUCUGAUAUCCAGGUCGUUGCUAUCAACCACACAUGUGUUACCGUCGAAGACCUCAUCUACCUCAUCCGCUAUGAUUCCUCAAUGGGAAACCUUGAUGAGCGAGUCGACAUUCAAGCUCUGUCAGAUAACCUGAUCACCAUCGAUGGAAAGCGAGUGGCUCUUACAUCAGAGCGUGACUUGAAGAAGCUUGACUGGGCUUCCUUGGGAGCCGACUACGUCCUCGAAUGCACUGGAAAGUUCACAAAGCGCGACCUCGCAAUGGAGCACAUCACCUACGGUAACGCCAAGCGUGUGCUUAUCUCCGCGCCUAGCUCAGACGCACCUACCUUUGUCUACGGCGUGAACUCCGACGAUUAUACCCCCAGUGAAGAGUGCCGUGUCGUGUCCAAUGCAAGCUGCACAACCAACUGUGUCACACCUGUCUUGAAGGUUCUCCAAGAGUCUUUCGGCAUUACUCAAGGCUUCUUGACUACUGUGCACGCUGCUACCCGAUCUCAGCAGGUUCUGGACGGAUACAGCAAGAAGAACGCUCGUCUGGGCCGAGGUGUCUUCAACAAUAUAAUUCCCACCACCACCGGUGCCGCCAAGGCCGUCGCCACCGUUUUGCCCGAGUUGAAGGGCAAGGUGACCGGUGUCUCCAUCCGAGUUCCCACACCCAACGUCUCCAUGAUCGAUCUUACAGUCUGCACCGAGAAGCCUACCUCUCUCUCAGAAAUCAUGUCCAAGUUCCGCCUUGCCUCAAAAUCGAGUAUGGCUGGAGUUCUUCGCGUCACCGAUCAGGAGCUGGUGAGCAGCGACUACAACGGUAGCCCAUACAGCGCUAUCAUUGAUGCGCCAGCAUGUGCAGAGCUGAACCCUCAGUUCUUCAAGAUUAUGGCAUGGUACGACAACGAGUGGGGAUACUCGAACCGACUUCUUGAUUUGACGACUUUUGUGCAUGCCCAAGAGGCUAAUUAG
Penicillium verhagenii is the source of this 1077-nucleotide messenger RNA. Its product is annotated as type I glyceraldehyde-3-phosphate dehydrogenase. The transcript is spliced from 5 exons. The record is from RefSeq and is a predicted model, not a curated record. Bases 1 to 1077 code for a protein of 358 amino acids. Gene Ontology annotation, biological process: glucose metabolic process. Gene Ontology annotation, molecular function: NADP binding; NAD binding; oxidoreductase activity, acting on the aldehyde or oxo group of donors, NAD or NADP as acceptor. Lineage: Eukaryota; Fungi; Ascomycota; Eurotiomycetes; Eurotiales; Aspergillaceae.